AUGUCAGGCAUUGGAACAGAGAGUAAUGACCCCUUGCCAAGCCCUCUAGCACCGAAGAGGAGCAGCAGCCAGACAAGGAUGGAGAGGAUCUGCAUCAGACAGAAGAGGAGUAUAGUAAAGAGCAGGUUGAAAGGAGUCUGUCAGUGGACAGAAUGGGGACCCAAGGCAGAUGAUCAGUCUAAAAUACAUGGGAAUCCAACUGCCUCUCAAGUCUGCACAGCCACCUCAAUGACACUGUUACCCAAGCAAUCCCCUCAUGUAAAAACUCAUGCACAGGUAAAUGAAUCUAGCUUUUUAUCAUACACAUUUGUAUUCAACUAGAUAAAUAUCUAAGAAACACUAAGUUCAAUAUCAGAAAUAUUGAAUGAAGUGUUCUUGUGUAUUGUGACAGACACUGGAGUGGGCCUUUGGGAUGCACCGGGCAUUUCCUGUCUUCAGCCUUCAGGACCAGGAUCAGCUGGUGAUCUUGUAUGGUGGCACCUAUGUAGCCGUCAUAUACAACCAAACCUCAAAUUCACAACACGUCCUUCAGGUAAGGUCCAGCAGUUGUCUCAAUGCACUCAAUGAGGUCAGAUGCUGGCAAAGACCUCUGGGUAUAUAGAAUGAAUGCUAUGUCUAUGUUGUUAGGAAUGCCAGUGUUCAAUGGCAAAGGUAAAGCUAAAAAAUAACUGUUCAAGGCAAAUAGUAUUGACACAAACUUGAUGUUCACCUACAGGGCCACAGCAGCCCCAUUUUGUGUUUCUAUGUGAAUGAGGAUAGGCGCUGGCUGUUGACAGCAGACAAAGGACAGGAAAGUCUGGUGAUCAUUUGGGAUUCCUUUUUAGGGUAGCACUUUAUUCUAACAGUACAUUCAUAUUUUCUAGUUAAAAUGUGUUCUUCUGAAACAGUGGUUGUUUGGCUUAUGUUCCAGGAUUCCUGUGCAGACAUUAUUUGACAUGCCACUCUGAGGGGGGUGUUGCAGCUUUGGCACUGUCAAAGGACUCCAAAUACUUGGUAAAAGUUGGAGCUGGAGAAGUUCAUGUCACGAAUUCAGCCGAGGCUCCUUGCUCGGGCAGGCUUCGGCGUUCGUCGUCACCGGAGUACUAGCUGCCACUGAUCUAUGUUUCUGUGUUCUACUUGUUUUGUCUAAUUUGCACACACCUGGUUCCAAUUACAAUAAUUUGUUUCCCUAUUUUACAAUCUGGUUCCCUCAUGGUGUUGUGCGUGAUUGUUCGUUGUUUUGUUGUCAUUGACAUGUUAGUCGGUAUUUUCUUCCCUGCGUGGAAGAUAUGUUAUUUACUCUUGAUAAGUAAAGUACGCCUGACUCCGUCCUACCGCUACACACUGACGCCUGACAGAAUCACGCACCAUUAUGGAGUCAGCAGGUACAUCCAUUCCUCCAGCAGGUACAUCCAUUCCUUUCUACACCUCCUUCCACUACUAUUCACCCCACACCGCUGUCCACCCCUUCACCACCUGGAUCCAGUGGGAUUCGGCUCUCGCUCCCGAAGGCAUAUGAUGGAACAGCUGCCGGGUGCCAGGGGUUUCUGCUCCAGGUGGAGCUCUACCUGGCAACCGUCCACCCGGCUCCCUCGGGAUACGAGAGCGUGUCCACCCUCAUCUCCUGUCUGUCGGGGAAAGCGCUCGAGUGGGCCAACGCUGAGUGGGGAGGAAUAGACGCGGCAUCGGUGCGCUAUGAAGAUUUCACCCGCUGUUUCCGGGCGGUAUUUGAUCAUCCACCGGAGGGGAGAGCGGCGGCGGAACGGUUGUUCCACCUCAGACAGGGGAAGAGGAGCGCACAGGACUUUGCACUGGACUUCAGGACCUUGGCAGCCAGCGCGGGAUGGAAUGAGAGGGCCCUGAUUGACCAUUACCGAUGCAGCCUACGGGAGGACGUUCGUCGGGAGCUGGCCUGCAGGGACACCACCCUUAACCUGGACCAGCUGGUGGAUUUAUCGAUACGACUGGAUAACCUGUUGGCUACCCGCGGACGUCCGGAUCAGGGUCCGUCCAGUCCAUUCCUCAGCACUUCCGACCCUACACCGAUGGAGCUCGGAGGUGCUGAUCUAAGGUUGACCGGAAGGGGGGCUGUUUCCUGCACCAACUGUGGCCGCAGAGGACACACUGCUGGUCGGUGCUGGAAAGGGUCCUCAGGGAGUCAAGGCAGCAGGCAGGGCGCUGGUGGACCAUCCCAGGUGAGUAGGCACCAGACUCACCCAGAGCUCCCUGUUGCGCACAUGUGUGUUCACAUAGAAUUUCCAGAGUUUUCCCCGCAUUCCCAGCAUAAGGCGCUCGUAGAUUCAGGCGCAGCUGGGAAUUUUAUGGACCGUCUAUUUGCACAUAGAUUAGGGAUCCCUAUUGUGCCUGUUGAUGUGCCCUUCCCUAUACAUGCCUUAGAUAGUCACCCUUUAGGGUAAGGCCUGAUUAGGGAGGUCACAGCUCCACUCUGGAUGAAAACGCAGGAGGGUCAUGAGGAGAGAAUUAGUCUCUUCCCGAUCGAUUCUCCUGCGUUUCCCGUGGUAUUGGGGCUUCCCUGGUUAGCCUCUCAUGAACCCAAUAUUUUGUGGCAACAGAGGGCUCUCAAGGGAUGGUCCCGUCAGUGCUCGGGGAGGUGUGUAGGUGUUUCCGUAGGUGGAGAGUCCAAACCAGGUAUCCACUAUGCACAUUCCUCCCGAAUAUGCCGAUUUGGCUCUCGCCUCUCAAUUACCACCCCAUCGACAGGGGGAUUGUGCGAUAAAUCUCCGGGAGGGCGCUGCACUUCCUCGGAGUCACGUGUAUCCUCUGUCACAGUAAGAGAUGGCGGCUAUGGAAACAUAUGUAAAUGUAAAUAUGUCUCAGAAUCUCUGGGACAGGGAUACAUUCGGCCUUCCACUACCCCUGCCUCCUCGAGUUUCUUUUUUGUGAAGAAGAAGGAUGGAGGUUUACGCCCGUGCAUUGACUAUCGAGGUCUCAAUCAAAUAACCGUGAAGUACAGUUAUCCACUACCUCUCAUUGCUAGUAUGACGGAGUCAUUGCAUGGGGCGCACUUCUUCACCAAAUUGGAUCUCAGGAGCGCGUACAACCUAGUGCGUAUCCGGGAAGGGGAUGAGUGGAAGACUGCAUUUAGUACCACCUCUGGGCACUAUGAGUACCUCGUCAUGCCGUACGGGUUGAUGAAUGCUCCCUCAGUCUUCCAAUCCUUUGUCGAUGAGAUUUUCAGGGACCUGCAUGGACAGGGUGUAGUGGUGUAUAUAGAUGAUAUUCUCAUAUACUCCGCUACACGAGCCGAGCAUGUGUCCUUGGUGCGUAAGGUGCUUGGUCGACUGUUGGAACAUGACCUGUACAUCAAGGCUGAGAAAUGUCUGUUCUUUCAACAGUCCGUCUCCUUCUUAGGAUACCGCCUGUCCGCAUCAGGGGUGGAGAUGGAGAAUGACCACAUUUCAGCCAUGCGUAAUUGGCCGACUCUAACCACGGUUAAGGAAGUGCAGCGAUUCUUGGGGUUUGCCAACUACUACCGGAGGUUUAUCCGUGGCUUUGGUCAGGUAGCGGCUCCCAUUACCUCCUUGCUGAAGGGGGGACCGGUGCGCCUGCAGUGGUCAGCUGAGGCGGACAGGGCUUUUGGUCACCUGAAGGCUCUGUUCACCUCGGCUCCCGUGCUGGCUCAUCCGGAUCCCUCCUUGGCAUUCAUAGUCGAGGUGGACACGUCCGAGGCUGGGAUAGGAGCUGUACUGUCUCAGCGCUCGGGUACGCCACCAAAGCUCCGCCCCUGUGCUUUCUUUUUCGAAGAAGCUCAGUCCGGCGGAGCGAAACUAUGAUGUGGGGGACUGGGAGCUGUUAGCUGUUGUUAAGGCUCUGAAGGCGUGGAGACAUUGGCUUGAGGGGGCAAAACACCCUUUCCUCAUUUGGACUGACCACCGCAAUCUUGAGUACAUCCGUGCGGCGAGGAGAGUGAACCCUCGCCAGGCAAGGUGGGCCAUGUUUUCACACGUUUUGUUUUCACCCUCUCGUACAGACCAGGUUCCCAGAAUGCUAAGGCAGACGCUCUGUCCCGGCUGUAUGACACAGAGGAGCGGUCCAGGGAGCCCACUCCCAUACUUCCGGCUUCUUGUCUGGUGGCACCGGUGGUAUGGGAGGUUGACGUGGACAUCGAGCGGGCGUUACGCAUGGAGCCCACUCCCCUCCUAGUGUCCAGUGGGUCGUGUGUACGUUCCGUCUGAUGUUCGCAAUCGAUUGAUCUAUUGCGCUCAUACGUCACCCUCUUCUGGUCAUCCUGGCAUCGGUCGGACAGUGCGCUGUCUUAGUGGGAAGUACUGGUGGCCUACUUUAGCUAAGGACGUGAGGGUUUAUGUUUCCUCCUGCUCGGUGUGCGCCCAGUGCAAGGCGCCUAGACACCUGCCCAGAGGGAAAUUACAACCCCUACCCGUUCCACAACGUCCGUGGUCACACCUAUCGGUGGAUUUCGUUACGGACCUCCCCCCGUCACAAGGGAAUACCACAAUCUUAGUCGUUGUGGAUCGGUUUUCUAAGUCCUGCCGUCUCAUUCCUUUGCCCGGUCUUCCUAUGGCCCUACAGACCGCGGAGGCCCUGUUUACUCACGUCUUCCGGCACUACGAGGUACCUGAGGAUAUAGUGUCUGAUCAGGGUCCCCAGUUCACAUCAAGGGUCUGGAGGGCGUUCAUGGACCAUCUGGGGGUCUCGAUCAGCCUGACCUCAGGGUUUCACCCUGAGAGUAAUGGUCAGGUGGAGAGAGUAAACCAGGAUGUGGGUAGGUUUCUGAGGUCCUAUUGCCAGGACCGGCCGGGGGAUUGGUCGGGUUACAUCCCCUGGGCAGAGAUGGCCCAAAACUCCCUCCGCCACUCCUCCACUAACCUGUCUCCAUUUCAGUGUGUACUAGGUUAUCAGCCGGUCCUGGCACCAUGGCAUCAGAGCCAGAUCGAGGCACCUGCAGUGGAUGAAUGGUUUCGGCGCUCGGAGGAGACCUGGAACGCUGCCCAUGUACACCUGCAACGGGCUAUCAGGCGACCGAAGGCGAGCGCCGACCACCACCACAGUGAGGCCCCGGUGUAUGCACCGGGGGACUGGGUCUGGCUCUUGACCCGAAACCUGCCCCUUCGCCUGCCAUGCCGGAAGCUGGGUCGGCGGUUUGUGGGGCCAUUUAAAGUCCUGAGGAGAUUGAACAAGGUUUGUUAUAGGUUACAGCUCCCUCCUGAUUACCGUAUUAACCCCUUGUUCCACGUGUCUCUCCUCAGGCCGGUGGUAGCUGGUUCGCUCCAGGAGUCUGAGGUGCGGGAGGUCCCUCCGCCCCCACUGGACAUCGAGGGGGCACCGGCGUACUCGGUCCGUUCCAUCCUGGAUUCGAGGUGUCGGGUGGGGGGCCUGCAGUAUCUCGUGGAGUGGGAGGGGUACAGUCAGGAGGAAUGGUGCUGGGUUCCUAGGAUGGACAUCCUCGAUCCUUCACUGUUGAGGGAUUUCCACCAUUGUCAUCCGACUCGUCCUGCUCCGCGUCCUCCUGGCCGUCCCCGAGGCCGGUGUCGGCACACGGCUGGAGCCGCGUGUCAAGGGGGGGGUACUGUCACGAAUUAAGCCGAGGCUGCUCCUCCUCCUUGCUCGGGCAGGCUUCGCCGUUCGUCGUCACCGGAGUACUAGCUGCCACCGAUCUAUAUUUCUGUGUUCUACUUGUUUUGUCUAAUUUGCACACACCUGGUUCCAAUUACGAUAAUUUGUUUCCCUAUUUUACCCUCUGGUUCCCUCAUGGUGUUGUGCGUGAUUGUUCGUUGUUUUGUUGUCAUUGACAUGUUAGUCUGUAUUUUCUUCCCUGCGUGGAAGAUAUGUUAUUUACUCUUGAUAAGUAAAGUACGUCGUUGACUAAGUUCUGUGUCCUGCGCCUGACUCCGUCCUACCGCUACACACUGAUGCAUGACAGUUCAGGUAAGCUAGUAAAGGGUAUGUACAAAAUAUACCCCAAAAUGUUUUCACACAAAAGUUGGCAUUUAUUUAAAAAAAAUACUUUACCUGAGAAUGUGCUCACCUCCCAGAAAACUUUAGACCAUGCAUACACACAUCUGCUUGUGGUUGAAAUAUUGUAUUGCAAGCUGGCAAGUAGGCCUAAGUGUUUUGUGCAAAUAUAUAAUAAAAAUCUUAUUCAUAAAAAACACAAAACAGAAAAACAUUAACAAGAAUGCAGCCAUUUGCCAUUAGUGAGAAGAGCGAAAAUCUAUGUGUUUUCUUUUUAGAAUCGAAUAAUUAGACAUAGGAAUCUUUUUCCUAUUUAUUUUCUUUUCUUUACUAUUGCAGAAUAAAUUCCUCAUAUUUUCUGGCCGUGAUGGGUUCAUAUUCCCGAAGGAGCCAUACAACAAAUUAUCAUGCGCGUCUCUCAUUUACAGUAAUUGGACCUAGUAGCCUAGUAAAUAGAUACAGUAGGCUAUAUGUAUUUCAAGUUUUGCAAUAUCAUAGGCAGCACGAUUUAUAAUACCGGUAUACAGUCGCAUUUAACAGCUGAACAGUUGAUCUUUCACAUUGAAGUAGGGCUAUGUAGGCUACUGUAAGUAGUAAGUAUUGUAAUUGCAUUUUUUUUAUUGCCUGCCCUAGACAAUGUUUCAGAAUUCACGGGCAGAUCAUAUUUAGGUUGGGGGAAAAGUCAAUGCAAAACAUUGUUGAAUUCAAAUGUUCUGCUGACAGGUCCACAACAAUUUACCGUUGUUUUCUCUUUCAGAAACUGAUAGUCCUUUUCCAGAUACAGCCAGCAUAAAUCAGUGCUAAAGAUUAAAACAGUUUAUGUAAAAUAUUUGACAGUAUGGGUAGGCUACAGUAUUGCUGUGCGAAAUGAGCCCGAAAUCAUUGCCUAUUUACUUUCAGAGUUGCCUAUUUAAUAUCAGAGCCUGUACAUAGGCAGGACAUAGAAACCCAAUAACAUAUUGAUAAACUAAGUAUUGAACAACAAUUCGUAUUUUGCAUGCCGUGCCCGAAUGCCACUAAAUAUCUGUGUGUGCUAUUUCUGAAAAGACUGCACAUGCGCAAACAUUUUGAGCUUUAUAAAACUUGGCGCACGCCAUUUAUACGCAUGUUUCCUUUUAUAAAUCAGACCUGUCGUAGAACUGUGCGCGCGUAAACAAGCAUCAUAACUCCGCCUGAAUAACGAAUAACGCCAAUCAUUCACUUUUUAUGGUGACAGUAAUGCCCUUACCUAUUUGCUGUAUAACUUGGAAGUAUUGGAAUUAGGCCAAGACAGUAUAGGCAGAUAUCUAAAGGAAAUAUCAAUGACGAACUUGAUCAAACGUCUUUGGAGGUGUUGGCAGAAAUGUAUUUUUUCAGUGACAUUUGCUAUAUCUGACGGUUUCUGAAACACAAAAACUAUUGCAAAUUGUUGUGGACCUGUAAACAGAUCUUUUGAAUUCAAUAAUGUUUUGCAUUUACUUUCUCCCGAACAUAAAUAUGCUGCACUGCCCGCAAAUUCUGAAGUAUUGUCUACUCAAAAAAACUAAAACAAGCAGUAGGCCUACUUACAGUGGUAGCCUACACACUUCAAUGGAAAUUAUCAACUGUCUGUUGACCUGUUUAAUUCUACUGUAUGUUAUAAACCGUGCUCCCUUUCGGAUGCAUAGAGCAAAAACAUUGAAAUUAUAAUAGCCUAUAUAAUAGGCCCAAUUAAAUGAGGGAUGCGCAUGGUAAUUUGUUGGUUGUAUGGCUACUUCGGGAAUAUCAUCAUGGUCAGAAAAUGUACAAUGGUUAUAUGUAUUUAGUUUAUAAAUGAAAUAUUGUCUAGGCUACUCGAGAAAUUUGUCAUUACUGUAUUCGUAGCCUACAAAGUCAAUUGGUAGCUUAUCUGUUUACUACUGUGAAGUGGGUUAAAUUAAAUGAGAGAUGGUAGGAAUGGUAGCCUAUCCUAACUUGUAGUCCUGUAGGCUUUUUCGCGAGUAUGAAACCAUCUCAGUCAGAAAAGGUGAGGACUGUAGUAUUCUGCAAUGAUCAUGGAAGUUAAAUAAAUAAUCGGAAAUAGAUUUCUAAUUAUUUUAGAAUGCCAAGAUAAAAUAAAUCGAUUUUCGCUCUUCUCACUAACAGCAAAUUAUUGCAUCUUGUUAUUAUAUUUAGCUACCUGUUUUUUUGUUAUUAAUAAGUCAUCAUAUAUUCCCCAUUUGCACAAGGCUACUAGGCUACUUUGGCCUUCUUGCAUUGCAAUACUUCAACCACUAGAAACUGUGCAUACGCAUGGUCUAAAGUUUGCGGGAGGAUAAGCACGUUCUCAUGUCAAAUUCAGUUUUUAUAAAUGCCAACUUUUGCCUGAAAACUGGGGCAUGCAUAUUACUGAAAUAUUAUAGUUCCUACACAUCACCUUCUAUAUUCAAACAAAAUAGGCCUUUUAUAGGAAAAUGGGAAGCAUCAUCUUAUAGAACUCUGCAAUAAUGAGACUGUGGUGUGUAUGUGCGUGCGCAUCCGUUUCAGCGUGUUUUGGGAGUCGAGCAAGUGUCCACUCCUACAACUCAAGCCACAGGUGUCAGAGUCGAGCAAGAGUCGACUCUAUUCGACUCCAAUCACCACUAGUCCCAACUGCCGUAUCGAAUGUUAACAGAUGCGCUCGAGCAGGCUGCCUGCGCACAUUGCUGCGCGCGAAACACAUAUUCCAAUCCAAGUUUUAGCUGGAACUGAUAUGCCUACCUCGUUAUUUAGCUACUUAAAUUAAAAUACAAUUACUGUACGCAUUAUGUUAAUUGAUUAAAGGCUUUAAGGAAACAUAUACUAGUCAUAUUUUCAGGGUCAAAUUCAUGUGCAAUAAUUUUCACUAAUUAUUGAUGGAAAUAAAUGCGAUAAAAAAUGGGUUUUGUAAAUCCUGGUGGAUUGUAGUAGGAUAUUAAAACAAAAUACAUAGGCCUACGUGGUAUUUGUUAAAUUCUGAAAACAAAUUAAGUUAGUUAUAAUAGAACAUCAAAACAGCAUUCAGUGGAACAGAAGAAAAUUUGCAGCACAAUAAAGAGUGCAAUUAGCUAACACUGACGAAAUAUUACCAUUAGAAGCCAACACACACAGUAAGCUACCAGAUAUAAUUAAUUAAUUACUUUCACUGUACUGCAUUUUAACAGCAGUGACAUUUUUGUAAGAGUAUCCUGUAUUGUGCAUGUUUAUCUCACAUGCUGGUAGCCUAGAACAAAUGUUAUGGAAGUGAAUGUGCAUUUUUCAAUUGGGUGGACUGCAACUACGAAAAAACAUAGCCUGUAGUAAAAGCAAAAUCAUUUAUAGCAUUGGAUAUUCUCUAAAUUAGGGACCAUCUCUGAUAGCUAUAGGACUGCAGAGACUGUCACAAGUGAAUUGGAGGUGAAAUAUAUCAAAUUUCUUUGUUUUUGAAAGUUGGUAUUUUAUCACCUGCCAAAUAAAAACAUCAAAUGGCGCUACUCCUGAAAAAGUUAAUCCGGACGAAUAAACUGAAGUGGACUCGGCCCGAGUACCAUUAGCCGGAGCCCAGAGUAAUAUGAUUCUGCCGGACUCGGGAAGAGCUGGGCCCGCAUGAAGCCCCCCGAGUCCGAGCCAUGCCGAGUUCCCUGGGUCUCAAACAUAAUAGGUCCGUGCCCAGUGUGUUGACAGGGUAUAGUAGGCCACAAUACCCUAACCGGCUUUGGUGUGCUCUGCCAGCUGUUGUUUGCCAAGUGUGCUAAACUGAAUCAUGGAAACCCUGCUGAAAAAGAACAUUCCUCCAAUUAUAUUAAUUGUAAUUUUUCUAGUGUCUUAUAUGCAAUGUGUGCAUGGCCCACAAACACUAUGCACGUUCAUAUAGAUUGGUUUCUAUUAAUUGAGUAACAUUUAGGUAACUGGUCAGUAGUUAAAUCUGAUUUAAAUCAAAAACCCAAUAUCAACCAAAAUAAGACUUAUUUUUCAUGAGGUCAAAAAUAAGUCAUGUAGAAGACGUCUUAAUCUGGUUGUGAUCAGAUUAUAUGAGGUCCAGACCAGAUUUCAACCAGUAAAAGACGUCUUUAUCACGUCGUAUGCCCACUGGGAUAUAGCCUAGGAAAUAGAUACCUGUUUCAAAUUAUUUUAGAAUGCAAAGAUCUUCUCACUAACGUUCUCUCUUCUCACUAACGACAAACGAUUGCAUCUUGUUAUUAACCUAUUAUUUGUUAUGAACAUACCUGUCCAUUAUAUCCCCCAUUUGCACAAAAUACUAGGCUACUUGCAUGCUUGCAAUGCAAACUUCAACCACUAUAAACUGUGCGUACGCAUGGUCUAAAGUUUGCGGGAAGAUGAGCACAUUGUUAGGUCAAGUUCAGUUUUUAUAAAUGUCAACUUUUGCGUGAAAACUGGAGCACGCAUGUUUUGGGGUAUAUUUUGUACAUAAGCACGGACCUCCAUAAUACUGAGUCAUGUUACGCAGGUAGAAAUUCGAUAGAAAGAAUAAUGUGCAAUUCAGUUGAACCAGCCGAACUACAAUUUUCUUUCCAUGUUAAAGUUGAGGGGAAACAUAAGUUGUCAAACCUACCAGUACUUUUAUGAAUGUUGAGAUGAGUGUGUCUUCCUUAUUUAUAUUGUUUAGGUGUAUGUUAACUGAAUUAAAACAGACAUACAGUGGACAGGACUUUCUGAUCUGCUCACCGCGAGUUUGUACAUGGGACUGGACAAAUGAGGAUCCAUUGUGUGUAACUGAACUCAACCUGGAGUAUGGUUUUCAGGUAAGUUUUUAUGGUCUCAAUAUGAGGAAUUGGAAUUUGAUUUACUUUCCGAAUUAACUGUAAUUUAUUGUUAUGGAAUUGACCCCAACCCGGAUAUUCUGUUUUAAAUUCCUUUACAGAAUCGCAUUGUUUUCCAUCCCAAUGACAGCACUCAGCUGCUCAGCAACAGUGAGAGCCAAUUCUUAUUUUACACCAGGGAAAGUACCACAGUUUUGUUUUACUGGUGGUUUAACAACACUAAAGUUAGUAGCUUUACAGUAUAUGAUUGUCAAUUUUUUAUUUCAGGACAAGCUACACCAUGAUUAUAUUGCCCCUAAGCGUCUUGGACAAUGUAAGGACACUAGCUGUUUAGUCAUUUAUAGAACCUGUAAUCAUGUCAUUGUAAUAAUCAUGUUAUAAUCUCCCCUUUCACUCAUGGUUGGUUUUACCAUCUUUCCAAAGACUUUCAACAAGGUUGUGGGCAUGCUGAGCCAAUAUGUGUUCCACUGGAGGGGGCUUCAGGCCCUCUCCGCUACCUCAGCAGGCAACUUGGUGCUGUGGGACAUGGUUAGGGGCUCCAAUUCUCAAGACCCCUCGUUAGGAGAGACAUCAAGCUCAUCCCCCUCCAGAAGGACAGAAUCCCCUUACUCUGACUUACAGUGUGAACAUGCAACACUCCUGGUUUCUAACGCUGAAACAGGAGCUUUAUCUUUCUACAUGGAGUUCAAGUUCCUCACCGCCAUUGAAGUAUUACAGAGGUUAGUACGUACGGCCCAGUACAUCACUGGGGCCAGGCUUCCUGCCAUCCAGGACCCUAUACCAGGCGGUCUCAGAGGAAGGCCCUAAAAAUUGCCAAAGACUCCAGCCCCCCUAGUCAUAGACUGUUCUCUCUGCUACCACACGGCAAGCAGUACCGGAGCGCUACGUUUAGGUCCAAAAGGCUUCUUAAAAGCUUCUACCCCCAAGCCAUAAGACCGCUGAACAGCUAAUCAAAUGGCUACCCAGACUAUUUGCAUUAACCCCCCCCCCCCCCCCCCCCCCCCCCUUUUUUACGCUGCUGCUACUCUCUGUUUAUUAUCUAUGCAUAGUCACUUUACCCCUACCUACAUGUACAUAUUAUCUAAAUUACCUCGACUAACCUGUACCCCCCGCACAUUGACUCGGUACCGGUACCCCCUGUAUAUAGCCUCGUUAUUGUUAUUUUAUUGUUGCUCUUUUAUUUUUUACUUUAGUUUACUUAUUUUUCUUAAAACUGCAUUGUUGGUUAAGGGCUUGUAAGUAAGCAUUUCACAGUAAGGUCUACUACACCUGUUGUAUUCAGCGCAUGUGACAAAUAAAAAUGGAUUUGAUUUGAAGUAUUGGUCUUGGUAUUGCAGCCUGGUAUUUGUAGCUGUUGUUCUUUAACUGUUGCUCUGUUUGUAUAUCCCCAUGGUCUUUGAUUUCUUAGCUUCAUUGUGACUGGUGACACUCUGGUCCAUGUGAAAUUCUAUGAUGAGAACUUCAAGCUCAUCAGCUGGUACAGUGAAUUCAACCUGGACCCAAUCACAUCGAUCUCCUUCUCCAAAGAAGUUCCACCCAACAGCAGCCAGGGUUUUCUGGAAGACUGCACUCUGGAAGCCAAGACGUUUUUUGUUCAGUGAGAAUCAGUGUGAUGCCAGUUGGUGCCCCAGUGUAUGUGAAACGUAUCUGCUUUGUCCUACUUCUCCCUUUAAGCCCUCUCUUGUCUGUAGGCAUUUUGUCCUGUCUACAGUCAGCUCGAUGGUGGUACAUGUGAAUGCACAGGGCGGUGUGACGAAGACGCUGCUGCGCAAGCAUUGCGAGGCACUGCAUGCUGUGGCCUGUCACCCCCAGCAACCAGUUGUUGCCUUGGGUACCCACAGUAGCAUCCUGAAGGUGUGGGACUAUGAGCGCAAGUUGUCCAUCUGCAGCAGGGUCUUUGAGAAGGAGAGGCAGAUUCAGUGCAUCACCUAUGACCCCCAAGGUGACCCAGCAGGCCAGAGGCGUUUGUCAGUUUAAUUUCCUAUAAGUAAAACUAUAUGCAUACGUAGAAAGAUCUCACAUUGAUAUUCUCACAUUUGAUUUGUGGUAUAGGGAGAACUCCCCUUAAAUACAACAUAUUCUCUGUCUGUGUUUGUGUGUGAGUUGGCUCAGCUUUGACCAGGCUAUCCUGUGUGUCAGUGAACAGGAUUAUACUUGGUGGUUGGAUUUGCCAGUGGAGCUGUCCAUGUACUGGAUGCUUGCACAUUGCAGAGUAAGACAGAGGGGUGCCUCAACUACAGCCAAGACCACAUCACUCACAUGAUCUUCUCUCCAGACUCCCUCUACCUGGCCACAGCGGUGAGCAGACACACUAUGUGGUUCUGGCAUUGGGAUAGGGAAGUAACAGGUUUGAGCCCUCUACCUUGAAUCAUUAUAAUCAAACUGAAGCCAACAAAUUGCACUUUUCCCUCCUGUUCUGUUGCUACUGUCAGGAUGCUGGAAAAGCGGUGAUGGUAUUUGGCUUGUACACUGGUAGGAGCGUGCAGUGCUGGAAGUAGCUGGGGAGGCACCACUCCCACUAUAAGCCCAACAGGGACUUCCUAUUUGGGGUGUACCUGGACAGCACCCAACCCAGACUACUCUCCCUGGGCAUGGACCAGACCCUCACACUUAGUAGGGCUCUGGUUUACUUACAUGCAGUGUUUCUUUACUUGCUGAACCACUAGGCAUGCUGAAUCACUUUGGAUGACUUUGCCUUGGUGUGUGGUGGUGAUUGCUUAGGUGGAGUAUGACCUGGAGAAUAGCAAUGAGAAUGAGCUGCUGAUCCUGAGUGCAUUGAGCAGAGCGCUGGGCCCACCUGUAUGGCUUGGUGCCCACCCCUCACCACAGAGGACUUCCUGCUCACCGCCUCUGACCUCUACAAAAUGAAGCUUUUCAACAGCAUCACCAAGAUGUGCAGGUCAGCACCCAAAUAACAGAGUCUGUAAAAAUAUGAUUAGUCCUCUUAUUUCACAGCAUCUCUGUGUCAUUGGGGUGAAGUAUGAAGGCCACAAAUGAAGGAUCAUGACCCUAGCUCUCAUUAAAUGGCAUACAUCACAAAAGACAAGGUAAGUGUUGAUUCACACCCAAUCGUAUCAAACCACCUCCUCAGUCAGACCAAAUAUGUAUGAAAGUCUUUAUUUUAGGGGCCAGACUUCUGUGUAUUUCUUGCCUAAUGAAGAGAUACUGGUUUCAGUGUCACUUGUCAUAAUGUCAUUGUGUUCUUUUUCAAGGUGGAUCUCGAGAUUCUGCCCAUUGAUGGGAACCCCCAAGACCUCUGCUCUGAUUUGCCACCCAACAGGGAUAUCUGCUAUGGCCUGCUCCAAUGGCAUUCUAUAUGUCUUCCCUGCUGGGGGUCUGACUGCACAGUCCUCUCAUGGGAGAUUAGUUGAAAGUGAGUAGACCCUUGAGCUUUCCUGUUGAACAUACUGAAUCGUUGUCUUUUGUUGUGUGUUUAAUGCAUUAGAGACGGAGAACUCUUUAGAGUAGGUCAAACUGAUAUCUUUACCAUGUAACCAUCAAUAUUCAUAACUGUAUAGAGUGGGUACAUCAGUUGUUAUGGCUGUACAAUACUUGUGUGUUUGUUCUGACGCUUACAUUUUUCCCUUUAGGAAAUGGAGGACUUUUUCUAUUACUGUCAGCUGCGUAAACAAGGUAUUGACUCCAUGGAGAUCCGACAGGUGUCCACCCAAACCCCCUAG
Molecule: messenger RNA, 14308 nt
Organism: Coregonus sp. 'balchen'
Lineage: Eukaryota; Metazoa; Chordata; Actinopteri; Salmoniformes; Salmonidae
Source: the annotation of a GenBank genome assembly